Molecule: messenger RNA, 1620 nt
Organism: Nicotiana attenuata
Lineage: Eukaryota; Viridiplantae; Streptophyta; Magnoliopsida; Solanales; Solanaceae
Product: transcription factor bHLH68-like
Exons: 7
Coding region: 316-1245 (309 amino acids)
Biological process (GO): regulation of transcription by RNA polymerase II
Cellular component (GO): nucleus
Molecular function (GO): protein dimerization activity; DNA-binding transcription factor activity, RNA polymerase II-specific; RNA polymerase II cis-regulatory region sequence-specific DNA binding
Source: RefSeq, a predicted model, not a curated record
ACAUAUAAUUGAACGAUCGAUGGAAGAGCUAGAGCUAUAUAGAGAGGAAAACAAAAAAAUAAAACCCUCAAAGCUAGUCAACCCCACAAGUAAGAAAUAUUACUAAGUAAAUAUUUGAAAGGGACAUAUUGGUUUCUUCUACCUCUUCGAGAAAAGCAAAUAGAGACCUAAAAGCUUCAACAAUGUUUCGUUUUGGUGCUCACACAAGGAAAGAAGACAGACAAAGCUAGCUAAAAAGAAAGAAAGAUAGGAUUUUUUUUCCCUUGAAUAUUAAGAUGGUUUUAUUUCUCUAGAAUAAUCUUUAGUAGGUAACUGAUGGCUGGAAACCCUACAAAUAACUGGUGGAGUAUGAUGAUGAACGGAAGCAUCAUGCAUCCCAAUCAUGAAUCUCAGCAGUUUUCUUCUUCGUCGUCGUCGUCGUCGUCGUCUCAGCAUUUUUAUGGAUCUUCUAAUUUUUUGGCUGAUAUUAAUAUUCCAAGCCAAGAUUUCCCUCGCUCAUGGAGCCAGUUACUUCUGUCUGGAUUAUCUGGUGAACAAGAAAAGUCUGGUAUGAGUCAUUUUCAUCAGUAUAAGAAGCUGCAGGAGAAGUGGGAAGAAGUCCAAAGUUUGAAUUCCAUCAAUCCAUCAUCUUCUUGUUUUAGGGUUCCUGUUGUUGAUGUAAAACCACAAGUAGUGGGCCAAGUAUUGUACAGUAAUUACCAAGAUUUUCCAGCAGCUUCAUCACCAGCUAACUCUUGUGUUACCACAAAUUUAAGCCAUGAUAUUUUGAAUUUUUCUGGUAAUAAAAUUACCAGUAAGGUGGAAGCCAAGCAUCAACAUCCAGAUCAUUCAUCUGAGUGUAACAGCACAAGCAGUGGAGGGGUAACUAAGAAGGCUAGAGUUCAGCAUUCCUCAGCUCAACCAUCUCUCAAACUGCAGGUAAGAAAAGAGAAGCUAGGGGAUAGGAUAACAGCACUCCACCAACUUGUUUCUCCAUUUGGAAAGACUGAUACUGCCUCCGUCUUGUCAGAAGCUAUUGGCUACAUCAGAUUCCUUCAGGGUCAAAUUCAGGCAUUGAGCUCUCCAUACAUGGGCAAUGUAGCAGGAAGCAUGGGUCACACUCACCAACAAUCUGAUUCUCAGCAUAGAGUCAAGGAUUUGAGGAGUAGAGGACUGUGCUUGGUUCCUAUAUCUUGCACACAACAUGUUGGAAAUGACACUGUUGGCGAUUAUUGGGCUCCAGCACUAGGUGGAGGAUAUUUAUAAGAUCAAAUAAUUAUAUUGUUCGGACUCUCUAAAAUAUUUUCGCGAAGAGAUCAGACACGCACCUGACGAUAAUUUAAAGAGUGCGAACAACAUAAAUCACAAGCCAAAUUAACGUUAAUGAUGAUGAAGUGAUGUAUGAUGUAAUAUAUGAUAUACCAUCAGAAGCAGUCACUCUCAAUAUAUGCUGCUGAAGUCAGGGCUGACUGUUGCUGAUGAUAUACAUUUUGCAUUUCUAGGUAAGUGUGUAGGAACAAUGACAUGGUGGUAUUUUAUGGUCAAUAUGAUCAUUUUAUUUCAUGAAUAAUUAUAAACAGUAUAAGCUAGUUGUAUAUGUAUCAAUUGCUAGGAUAAAGAAUAUUGAACUUUCUUUUUCAA